UGUGUGUUUCACGGACACAUUCAGGGGCACGGCACGUGACGGCGGUCGUCACUCGUUUCGGCACUGCGAAGGACAUCGGUUCGGGUUCAUCCCGGUGCUGGUUUUUUUUUCGAAAGUUUAAUGUUUUCAUUGCCUGAAACAGGCUAACCCGAUUGGACAAAAAGUGGUGAAAGUUUUCGAGAGAACGUGUUCAAAUCGGAGAACAAUUUAUUGUCCAUUUGGUGAAAGGAGUAAAAUUGCGAUGGCACCCAAUAUAAGUACUCCUGUUAUACUGGGAUUGAUUAUAGUCGCUUGUCUGUGUACAACGACAGCUGCUAUUGACAUUCCCGAUUAUUGUGACCAACAUACGACCAUAACAAGCCAGUAUGAAGACUACUUCGAUAUCGAUACCAUGGGUAACAACCGUACCGAAAAGAACAUUGUAGACUUCAUACUCUACGUACAACUGUCGAACAAGCAGGAGGAAAUCGCGCUGUUGCUGUCCGCAAAGAACCGCUCACGGCAGCAUCCGGAUUACGAAAAAACGUACGAGAUACGUGUUAGCAAUGUGUACACCGUGAUCUACAAGGAAACCCUUCGUAUGUCCGCCCACCACAGUCACUCGUUUAACUUCUUCCCGGCCGAACACUUCCAGCUGCAUAUCAAGAUCACCCGCAAAGGUCUCAUCACGGUACAAAUCGAUGGUCUCGCGAAGCCGAUACUCUCCGUGGUGGACGAACAUGAAGCGAUCGAUGUGCACUACAUUAGCUUCGGCUCGCGUAUGAACGCUUAUCCGAUCACUUGGUACUUCAACUGUCGGGAACCUCCCGUCACGGUGAAAUCUCUACCCGCGGAACCCUCGGAGCACGAAGGCGAAGGACACUUCAGUCAGAAUGACGACGCCGAGCUGGAUGACAACAAGUGUCCCGUCUGUCCGAAGCCGGCGAAGUGUGAAGUUGUGGUUCGCGCUUGUUCGGACACUUCCCAGGAUCUGCUGCAGAUGAGUGACGCCGAGAAGCAGAAGUACUUCUUCUAUUUCAACGUGUAUCUCAGCAAGAACGGCAAAAAUGGCAAGGCCAUCGCGUCGGAGUUCAACAACAACGAUAUGAGUAAUAAGGCGGAUUAAUGCGAUCCGCCGAACCCCGAGAUCAACGAUUGGUACAUAUCGAAAGUGAAAACGGCAUAUCCAAAUGGCAAUGAAUUCUUCCAGUUUUCUCGUUCCAACUUAAGCGUAGUGUAGACUAAAAUUGUUCGAUUUCAAGAAAUAGUUUUGAGUAGGAGAUUUGAAUCUGAAAAUAGUCUCUUUUCCAUUUUUUCUCGUGCAAUUUGUAAGUAGCAAGUUUCCUAUCUCAGAAAAAAAAUAAACCAUGACAAUAAUAAACAAUGGCAAUAAUUCAUGUGUUUUUCCCAUUUGAA
Toxorhynchites rutilus septentrionalis is the source of this 1395-nucleotide messenger RNA. RefSeq lists its product as uncharacterized. Lineage: Eukaryota; Metazoa; Arthropoda; Insecta; Diptera; Culicidae. The transcript has 3 exons. Bases 242 to 1105 code for a protein of 287 amino acids. The record is from RefSeq and is a predicted model, not a curated record.